This is a messenger RNA of Miscanthus lutarioriparius, 3099 nucleotides long. The record is from the annotation of a GenBank genome assembly. NCBI's taxonomy places the organism in Eukaryota, Viridiplantae, Streptophyta, Magnoliopsida, Poales, Poaceae.
AUGUCAUUAAGCCCUAGUCAAUUGGAAAUGCUAACAUUUCCAUAUGCCCCAAAGGCCCUUAUAACUCUCAAAAAAGGCAGUAAUCUUAUCAAGUACAGUCGGAAGGGAAGACCCAAGAUUCGUGAGUUCAGACUUUCUAGUGAUGAAACAUCAUUAGUAUGGCAUUCCCAUAGCAAAGUGAAGCACCUUGUACUGUCUUCAGUCUCUAGAAUCAUUCCUGGACAGAGAACUGCUGUAUUUAGGAGGUUUUUACGCCCUGAGAAGGACUACCUAUCAUUUUCUUUGAUAUACAAGAACGGCCAACGUUCCCUUGACUUGGUUUGCAAGGAUCAAGCAGAAGUUGAGGUCUGGUUUUCAACACUUGAGACACUUAUUACUUCAUGCCGUAAAAGUUAUUCAGCUGAUGGUCCAAGUGAUAGGUUAUCAGUCUCAGAUGAAGUAUCACAUUACCAAGAUAACAGUUUUCAUGAUACAACACUAGAUAUUGCCUCAAGUAUUACACGUACUUUUAACUCAGCUGGCUAUAGCACAACCAAUUCUCUCAACUCAGCAAAAACAGAUGUUGUAUCUGAUCGUGGAAAUAUGCUAAGAGCAAGUACAGACAGUAGCCGGCUUAGUAUUUCCAGUGCUCCUAGUUCUUCAAGUCAAGGUUCUGGACAAGAUGACAUUGAAUCCCUUGGUGAUGUUUAUGUGUGGGGUGAGGUAUGGACUGAUGUGAUCCCCACAGAAGGAUCCUCAAACUAUUUGUGCUCCAAAGCAGACAUUUUAAUUCCUAAACCACUUGAAUCAGAUGUUGUCUUGGACGUACAACAGAUAGCGUGUGGUUAUAGGCACAUUGCACUCACUACUAGGCAAGGAGAAGUAUUUGCAUGGGGUGAAGAACUUGGCGGACGGCUUGGUCAUGGGACCGAUGCAGAUAUUAGUCGUCCUAAACUUGUUGAAGCCUUAGCAGUAUCAAAUGUAGAAUAUAUUGCAUGCGGGGAGUUCCAUACUUGUGCUGUAACUGCCUCUGGUGAUUUGUACACUUGGGGUGAUGGAUACUACAAUGCUGGAUUGCUUGGACAUGGUGUUGGAGCUAGCCACUGGCUUCCAAAACGAGUCUCAGGACCUUUAGAAGGGGUUCAGGUAUUGUCUGUUUCAUGCGGCUCAUGGCAUUCAGCACUGACCACAUCAAGUGGUAAAGUGUUCACUUUUGGUGAUGGAACAUUUGGUGCUCUUGGACAUGGGAAUCGUGAAACUAUUGCAUAUCCAAAGGAAAUCGAAACUUUGAGUGGAUUUAGAACAAUGAAAGUUGCCUGUGGACUCUGGCAUUCUGCUGCGAUUGUGGAGGGUAGUAAUCAGGCAGGUGUGAAUGUGAUGUCCAGGAAGCUAUAUACCUGGGGUGCUGGUGACAAGAAUCAACUAGGUCUCGGGGAUAAAGAUGCUAGGCUUGUUCCUGCUUGCGUUCAAUCUCUCAUUGAUUAUAAUUUCCAUCAGGUGGCUUGUGGACAUAGUAUGACCAUUGCCCUCUCUACAUCUGGUCAUGUUUUCACAAUGGGCAGCUCUAGCAAUGGCCAGCUUGGGAAUCCAAAAUCUGACGGUAAACAACCUAUUUCCGUACAAGAUAGGCUGGCUGGAGAAUUGGUUGAAGAGAUCUCAUGUGGCUCAUGCCAUGUUGCAGUCUUGACUUCACGAAGCGAAGUAUAUACAUGGGGAAUGGGGGCCAAUGGGAGGCUGGGACAUGGUGGUGUUGAAGAUAAGAAAAAGCCAACUCUUGUGGAAGCAUUAAAAGAUCGUCAUGUUAAAAGUAUAGCAUGUGGUUCUAAUUUCACGACCUGCAUUUGUAUACAUAAGUGGGUUUCAGGUGCUGAUCAGUCUGUCUGCUCAGGUUGUAGGCAACCAUUUGGAUUCACAAGAAAGAGACAUAAUUGUUACAAUUGUGGGCUUGUUCAUUGCCAUGCGUGUAGUUCAAGAAAAGUUCUGAAAGCUGCUUUGGCACCAACUCCUGGCAAACCACAUCGCGUAUGCGAUUCAUGCUUCAUGAAACUUAAGGCUGCAGAGACCAGCAGCAACAGUUCACACAGCAAAAGAAAUGCCAUUGCUCGUCGCUCUGUUGAUAGCAAAGACAGGUCAGAGAGGCCAGAAAUAAGGCCUUCCAGGCUUGCAACUGGAUCAACACCAGAACCGCUCAAGCAAGCUGAGAUAAAAGCAGUUAGAAACGACAUAAAACCAGAUCCUAUGUCCACAAUGAGGGCACCCCAAGUUCCUUCCAUGUUACCUUUUAACAAUCUCGCUUUUGGUGCAACAUUUGGUGGUCCAGCUAGUCUGAAGCCUAUGGCAAUGGCUCCAAUGCCAAUGGCCAUGCCUAUGUCAUCAUCUCCUCUCACAAAGAAGCCAAGUCCAUCAGCAGCGACUCCUCUUUGUGGUAAAAGUGACACUGAUAACUUGAAGGUGGCUAAACAGGUGCUGAAUGAAGAUAUCUCAAAGUUGCAGUCUCAGGUUAAUAAAUUGAAACAAAAAUGUGAUGCCCAAGAAGAGCAACUGCAGAAAGCGGAAAGGAGAGCUGAAAAUUCUGCCUCUAUAGCUGCAGAAGAGUCUUCAAGGCGUAAUGGUGUCUUGGAGUUCAUUAGGUUUCUUGACAAUGAGCUCAAGAGUAUUGCAGAUAGGGUGCCCAGUGAUGCUGCUGACAACUUAAAAACCUUGCAAAAUCAUUCAGCGAGAUUUCUUACGGAACAAGGUAUUCGUCCACUGGAAGUCACAGGUAUGCAUCGUAAGUCUGCAAGCAUAGGCAACCUCGUAAUGUCUCAGGACGGCAGCACAGGAAAUGCAAGUAGCUCAGCUGUUUCCUUGGCGAGCGAAUCUCCAUGCCAUCGUAUCAUGGAAAACAGCUCGAGAGCUAAUGGUGACUUAGGACCAAAGCUUGGUACUCAUGGAGAAGUGCAACUGAUUGAGCAGUUUGAACCAGGGGUAUAUGUGACACUCAUCCAGCUUAGAGAUGGUACUAAAGUGUUCAAGCGUGUCAGAUUCAGCAAGAGGAGAUUUGCGGAGCAGCAGGCCGAGGAAUGGUGGAGGGAGAACCAGGAGAGAGUAUUCAGGAAGUACAACCACCCGGCCAACUAA